AUGGACCCUGUAAAUCCUAACCAGAAGGCCCGAACCACGCCACAAUACGCGCUAUAUCAACGGAAGAACUUCUGGAAAUCCAAUGAGGGCGAGGUUCCAGUGUUCAAUACCGAACCCGGCAAACUCGAAGAGUUGGCAAAGGAGAAGCUUAGCCAAGGCGGUUGGUUUUACGCCUCCUCUAAUGCGGGUCAAUCGCACACCCAUACCGUAAACAGACAAGCAUUCUACCGACAUCGAAUUAUCCCGCGUAUGCUGGUAGAUACCAACGAGCGCGACACCGCGACCGAGAUAUUCGGACACAAAGUUCCUGCGCCAAUCGGAUUUGCCCCUGUUGGCAUCAACAAAAUUUACAACCCACAAGGCGAGCUUCCCGUGGCAAGAGCCGCCGGCGCGUUGGGACUACCAUAUUGUCUUUCGACGGCAGGUUCGCAAAGCAUAGAAGCUGUUGGCCAGGCCAACGAUGAGGGUGUGAAGAAGGGACGAGGCGAUGUUGGAACCGCUGCCGGUGGUGGUGAGAAGGGCGUGAGGUUUUUCCAGCUCUAUAUGCCGCACGACGACGAGCUUACUCGCUCGCUCCUUCAACGUGCUGUAGAUAGCGGCUUCACAGCUUGCAUCUUGACGCUUGAUACCUGGCAGCUCGGAUGGCGACAUGACGACGUCGCAAAUUCAAACUACGCGUUCUACCACGGGCUCGGUGCGGAUCUUGGCUUGACAGACCCCGUCUUCCAGAAGAGGCUCAAGGAAAAGGGCAUUGACCCUGAGACACAACCAAACGAAGCUGGUGCAUUGUGGAUCGACAACGUUUGGCAUGGACGUGCGCAUACAUGGGAGAAGGCCGCAUGGGCGAUGAAGCUAUGGAAGGAGCUCAGUGGUGGCAAGCCAUUCUCCUUGAAGGGUAUUCAGAGCGUAGAAGACGCGAAGAAGGCUGUCGAUCUGGGCUUUGAUGGCAUUGUAGUCAGCAAUCAUGCUGGAAGACAGGUUGAUGGCGCAGUCGCAAGUCUUGACUCCCUUGAGAAAAUCGUCGAUGCUGUCGGCGACAAAAUCUAUAUUAUGUUCGAUUCUGGCGUUCGUUCCGCAUCCGAUGUUUUCAAAGCGCUUGCUCUGGGCGCAAAGUUCGUGUUCGUUGGCCGGCUGUGGAUCUGGGGUCUCUCGAUCAUGGGCGAGACGGGAGUGGACCAUGUCAUGCGCGGUCUGCUAGCUGAUCUUGACAUUCUGAUGAACGUGGGAGGAUUCAAGAAUAUUGGAGAAAUUACGAAAGAUGCACUAGAAAGUGGGCCGAAGAGUUACCCGCUCAUGCAUACAGCUAGUAAAUUGUAG
This is a messenger RNA of Alternaria atra, 1317 nucleotides long. RefSeq lists its product as uncharacterized. NCBI's taxonomy places the organism in Eukaryota, Fungi, Ascomycota, Dothideomycetes, Pleosporales, Pleosporaceae. Bases 1 to 1317 code for a protein of 438 amino acids. Gene Ontology annotation, molecular function: FMN binding; oxidoreductase activity. The record is from RefSeq and is a predicted model, not a curated record. The transcript is spliced from 4 exons.